AUGAACGGUACUCCCCUCCUUCCGUCUGCCUUUCCUCAGACGCCCAAGACGAUUCCUAGGAGACGAAAGCUUUUUGAAACUCCCCGGUCUCAAUCUCGCGAUGUGCGAGAAAGAAAAUCACCCUCCAAAUCCCCGGCGAAGGCACCAAAGGUGCCCGCGCCCGCGCCCCAGAAUACCAACACGCCUCUCGUCCCGGUCAGCUUGAUCGAUGCGCCCUCGCAGCGUCUCUAUGUGGUAGCUUUCUACCUGGUCCUCAAUGCGUGGCGCAUAUAUGAAUCUUGGACCGCGUCCGACGAGCUGGACUCGACUUGGUUGUUUCUGAAAUGGGUGUCGGUGGAUGGGAUCCCUCUGGGCGCGUGGCUUGCAGGAUUGGUCAAGGUUGCUUAUGAUCGUGAGCUGUCCAUCUCAGAACGCAAGGUCAAACCGGGAGACAUCAUCCACAAUGCCUCGUUGAUUUUGGGAAAGCAAAUUGUGCAUAUUCUUCCCGAAGGUUCUGCCAUUCUCAACCCGGAGCGACAGGCGCUAUGCCUUGAUUCCCAGAGAAACACUGUGACCCUUCCCAUCCGCGUGAACCAGACAGAUCCCAUAUUAAUUGAAGUGCUGCGCCUCGACCUGAACACGGGUGAAAACGAAACCUUGACUAUUCCAUUCAAACAGUUGAAACAGCUCAAGAAGCAAGCGGAAAAGAGGCAUGCAACCCUUGAUCCUGUCCCCUACCGGGAUCUUUAUCUCCCUGUCAAGAAAACGGGUAUCUAUCGUCUUCAACGGGUGGUGGAUGAAUCUCAGCUCGACGUGCGCACUCGCACAUCUGAUGCCCUGGUGGUGGCAUGCCCUCGAGCGCUGAUCAAAAACUCGCAUACAAAUAAAUGCAAAGGAGAAUUGUCCAACUUGGUACUUGAGGUCGAAGGCACGCCUCCAUUGAAGAUCAAGUAUAGUCGGCAGGUAAAUCACCAUGACCGUGGCUUUUCCUUCCAAAAUAUCCAGCCGGAUAACCUGCGUUCGCCUCUCCUCAGCCAAAGGCCAGGUGGUGCUCUCUUCAGCAUCAAUCAACCUGAUAUCUCAUGGGCACAGAGCCAGAAAAUCGAUGUCCCGUUGAACGAGUCCCUAAACGUCGGUGGAGAAUGGCUUUAUGCUAUUGAAGAAGUUCACGAUGCGUGUGGGAAUGUUGCCAACUACUCAACUGUGUUUGAGGACGCAGAGCGGCCAUCGACCAAGUCGUUAGCCCAAUGGCAUCAGUUCUCGGUGCAUGAAAGCCCACGCAUUUCCUUGUCGGGAUGCAAUGACCAACGUCCGCUGGAAGUUGCCCGUGGAGAUAGUGUUGAUCUUCCCAUCAAUUUUCAAGCGGUCGGAACUGGGUACGACGGUGACGGUCCCUUCUCAGUGGUUUACACGUAUACCGAUGGCUCGGAUGCUCAGAAGAGCGCGGAUUCGAAAGAGACCACCCUUGUACUGAGAUCGGUGGAUCAGAAAUCGCCCAUCAAAGAACCGGGCUGGUAUUCGUUGACAUCCGUUUCCAGUCAAUUUUGCCCGGGUGAUAUUCUGGAACCCGCGUCUUGCUACCUGCAUAACCCACCCGAGCCCGAACUGUCUGUCAGGGCCGAGAAGAUCUUUGAUCGAUGUGCCAAUAAUGCAGUUGGUUUGCUUGUCGAUCUAGACCUGACAGGGUCUCCACCUUUCCGUCUCCGUUAUAGCAUCGAGAACUCCAAGGGAGCCAUCACGAAGACCCAGAAGAUUGAUGGACCACGAACACAGCUAGACUUUACACCCUCGGAAGCUGGCUUCUACCGCUACCGUUUCCUUGACAUCGAGGAUUCCGUGUACUCUCCAAGAUCCUUGAAGGAUAAGGUGGCUCCAUUGGAACAAGAUGUCAAGCCACCGGCUUCUGCUCACUUUGUUGGAUCAAGGGAGGUUCGCAAAGCGUGCUUUGGAGAGUCUGUCUCGGUUGAUCUGGCUUUCCUGGGAGAGGCUCCGUGGACCUUGCAAUACGAACUCCUUCACAAUGGCAAGAGAACCAAGCAUAUGCUUCAAUCGGAUUCCGAAACGGCGACCAUCACUACGGAUAAAUUGGUGAGCGGGGGCGAGUACACCCUCGCACUUACUAGUGUCAAAGAUAAAUCGAAUUGCAAGCGGACAUUGAAAGAAACGGUGAGGUUUGACGCACGGUCAAAGCCACCUCACGUUUCCUUUGGCCAGAUCGACAAGAAGAGGAGUCUAUCUGCCAUGCAAGGCUCGAAGAUCGAGGUUCCGUUAAGACUGAGUGGUGAGCGGCCAUGGACAGUGAAAUACAAGAAUGUGGAUGGCAACAAGUCACCUCUUCAAAAGACCUUCUGGGACGAAAACAGCGUUUUGAUCGUGGAUCAAGAAGGCCUCUAUGAGCUUCUUGAGGUAUUUGACAGCUCAUGCCCAGGCUCUGUGGACCAAGUCGCGAAAGAGUUUGAGGUCUCUUGGAUCCCUCGACCCCAGGUCACCGCCGUGGAUGGCUCACCUGUCGGCUCAACAGGCAAUUAUGUGAAGCCAGAAGUCUGCCAAGGCGAUGACGACAGUCUUGAACUUCGUCUGUCUGGCAAUCCUCCUUUCGCUCUUCAGUAUGAGCAACGGCGAAAGACAGACCGUGGCACCUCUUCAGUUCGCACCAAAAAUCUGCGAACUGCACUCAACGUGUUAUCAACCGAGAUGGACACCUCUGAACCUGGUCAAUACACCUACAAGUUCACCGAUGUGGGUGACAAUCUCUACGAUCAUGACCCAAAGAGCAGUGCUCUAGUUGUGACGCAGAAGGUAAACUCGCUUCCGACUGCCCGCUUUGAUUCUCCCGGUCAUAUCUACGGCUUCUGCAAAGAGGAUGCCACUGGCGAGGAGACCAUACCAAUUACUCUGGAAGAAAUCGUAUCCAUCCCGAAGAUCAACUCGAACCACCAUAACCUGCCUAUUCCUCGACGUCAUCUGGAUCUUGGCCAACACGUAGUCAGCAUCCACAAGGUGCGUGAUUCCCGUGGCUGCCAGAGAGCCACCGAAUACGAUUCUUCCUCCGUCCGGGUGUCCGUUUCUGAUGUGCCCACGAUAAUUCCUCUUGAAUCCAAGGUGGACUAUUGCGUGGGCGAACGGUUGUCAUUCUCUCUUUCGGGACAUGCUCCGUUUGAAGUUUUCUAUACUUUUGACGGAGCUCAACGAAAGGCUACGUCGCAGAACACGAACUUCCGCCGAAUUGCCGAACGUCCAGGCGAGUUCACCAUUACCGCUGUCGGUGACGGGGCUAGUGGGAAGUGCAAGGCACACAAAGACAUCACCAAGGUCAUCCAUGAGAUGCCCAGUGUGCGGAUAAGCAAUGGUCAAGUGUCCGUGGUCGAUAUCCACGAAGGUGGGGAAGCUGAACUUCACUUCGACUUCUGGGGCACGCCGCCGUUUGAAUUCACAUACAUCCGAAGCUCUAAUGCCCGCAAGGGUAAGAAGUCCGAGGUCCUCGACAUCAAGCAUGACAUAUCUUACGAGCAUCGCAAGACCGUCAGGACCUCUGACGAAGGCACCUACGAGGUUGUGGCUAUCAAAGAUAAGUUCUGUUCUUUCUCCUCGCAGGUGCCGACUGGCAAGUCGGGUCGGGGUUCAUCAUGA
This is a messenger RNA of Penicillium pulvis, 3609 nucleotides long. RefSeq lists its product as uncharacterized. Gene Ontology annotation, biological process: protein import into nucleus; nuclear pore organization. Bases 1 to 3609 code for a protein of 1202 amino acids. Gene Ontology annotation, molecular function: structural constituent of nuclear pore. The record is from RefSeq and is a predicted model, not a curated record. The transcript is spliced from 5 exons. Gene Ontology annotation, cellular component: nuclear pore transmembrane ring. Lineage: Eukaryota; Fungi; Ascomycota; Eurotiomycetes; Eurotiales; Aspergillaceae.